AUGGGGGACAGCAAACUGCCAUCCGCUGUGAAAGGGUGUGUACAUUUUUAUGUUGUUUUGGACGCUGCUGAGGGGGCCGCGCCAGAGAGGAUCUGCGUGGAAGCCCUUCUCCCACUCGCGGCUCAAGACCCGACCCACUCGCGUGGGGAGGCGACUCAGGCAAGGCUCGGGUCUAUCUUCGCCUUGGGCGCCCCACAGGCAAGCCCUCCCCACGCCCAGCCCGGUGGGCGGUGUCCCCGUGGGAAGAGGGAACACGAUUCCUCGUGGGCCGAGCAACGGAAGGGGAGAAGGAGCCACAAACGUCGCGCGUGGAUCGUUCCUUCCUUGCUCCGCUUCGGAAAAGAAACAUCAGAGUGGCCCAGCAGGCAAUCAUCCAGAAGGACAGAAAUGGACCUGUGGAUCCUUCUUCCUCUCUAUGGGAUCUUGAUAGGCUCAACAGUAGCAGAACCUCCGCCACCCAAAGAUGUGCCCCAUGAUCCCUUCCAUUAUGAUUAUGAAUCUUUAAGAAUUGGGGGCCUGGUGUUUGCAGUUGUGCUGUUCCUGCUUGGCAUUCUCAUUAUUCUCAGUCGGCGUUGCCGUUGCAAGUUCAACCAGCAACAAAGGACGGGUGAACCUGAUGAAGAAGAGGGGACCCUACGCAGUUCAAUCCGCCGUUUAUCCACCAGGAUGAGAUAGAAGACACCUGAGAUGGUUACUCCCAGCAUACUCUUCCCUGGAUCCAGAGUGUUCCCUUCCUUGCACCGCAUUGCACAACCUUAUCACCCCUCGCUCUCCACAAUGCCUUCGUCUUUUCUACCAAACCCAGUAAAUUCCAGGCCUGAUGCCUCCAUUUUGAUCCUAGCCCUAGUUAGUUCUCCCUCCAUGCCACUGUGGCUUAAACUUCCACUCCAGUGCUGUUUUCUUUCAAGGGGAGAGAGGUUGUGAAGCAUAGUACUAGUGUUAGUCAGUGGGCAGAGCUCAAGAAAGUUACUUGCCAGAAUCCUUCAGCAGGAAGACUGUGAGUGUUGCAGUCCAAACAGGAAACUUUUCCAUGCUAAAAAUCUGUAUUCUGUGCACCCGUCUAGACAGUACCUUUAUCCCAGGAGCUCCCUCAGCAAUGAGGAGGGUGGCCAGAUGCCGUUCUCAGUAAACCCAGGAGCAAUCGCACCAAAAGACAAAAAACGCAAGAUUUCCAG
Anolis sagrei ordinatus is the source of this 1175-nucleotide messenger RNA. NCBI's taxonomy places the organism in Eukaryota, Metazoa, Chordata, Lepidosauria, Squamata, Anolidae. The record is from RefSeq and is a predicted model, not a curated record.